AGGGCCGGGCAUGGGGGUGCCGCCGCCGCUUAGUCAGCUCUGCGUCCGCUGAAUCUCGGCCGCCGCCGCGCUGUUGUCGCGGCGCCCCCGCCCCGUCCUUUGCCCGUACCGCCCCCGGAGCCGGCGGGCCGGGCCUGGAGCCAGGGUCCAGUCCCCGCCAUGCCGGCCCGGCUGCUGCUGCUGCUGCUGGCGCUGUUGCUGCCCGGCUCUGGGAUUUUUGGAAGUACCAGCACAGUGACGCUUCCUGAAACCUUAUUGUUUGUGUCAACCCUGGAUGGAAGUUUGCAUGCUGUCAGCAAGAGGACAGGCUCCAUCAAAUGGACUUUAAAAGAAGAUCCAGUCCUGCAGGUCCCAACUCAUGUGGAAGAGCCUGCCUUCCUCCCAGAUCCCAACGAUGGCAGCCUAUACACACUUGGGGGCAAGAAUAAUGAAGGUCUGACAAAACUUCCAUUUACCAUCCCAGAGUUGGUGCAGGCAUCACCAUGCCGAAGUACAGACGGAAUCCUCUACAUGGGUAAAAAGCAGGACAUUUGGUAUGUUAUUGACCUUCUGACUGGGGAGAAGCAGCAGACUUUGUCAUCGGCCUUUGCAGACAGUCUGUGCCCAUCAACCUCUCUUCUGUAUCUUGGGCGAACAGAAUAUACCAUCACCAUGUACGACACCAAAACCCGGGAGCUCCGGUGGAACGCCACCUACUUUGACUAUGCAGCCUCACUGCCCGAGGACGACAUGGACUAUAAGAUGUCCCACUUUGUGUCCAAUGGCGACGGGCUGGUGGUAACCGUGGACAGUGAAUCUGGGGACGUCCUGUGGAUCCAAAACUAUGCCUCCCCUGUGGUGGCCUUCUAUGUCUGGCAGCGGGAGGGUCUGCGGAAGGUGAUGCACAUCAACGUCGCCGUGGAGACCCUGCGCUACCUGACCUUCAUGUCGGGGGAGGUGGGGCGCAUCACCAAGUGGAAGUACCCGUUCCCCAAGGAGACGGAGGCCAAGAGCAAGCUGACGCCCACCCUUUACGUUGGGAAAUACUCUACCAGCCUCUAUGCCUCCCCCUCCAUGGUACACGAGGGAGUUGCUGUCGUGCCCCGCGGCAGCACUCUCCCUUUGCUGGAAGGCCCCCAGACUAAUGGUGUCACCAUUGGGGACAAAGGGGAGUGUGUGAUCACACCCAGCACCGACCUCAAGUUCGACCCUGGACUCAAAAGCAAGAACAAGCUCAACUACUUGAGGAAUUACUGGCUCCUGAUAGGACACCAUGAAACCCCACUGUCUGCGUCUACCAAGAUGCUGGAGAGAUUUCCCAACAAUCUGCCCAAACAUCGGGAAAACGUGAUUCCCGCUGAUUCAGAGAAAAAGAGCUUUGAGGAAGUUAUCAACCUGGUGGACCAGGCUUCGGAAAAUGCACCCACCACCGUGUCUCAGGACGUGGAAGAGAAGCCUGCCCACGCCCCCGCCAAGCCCGAGGCCCCCGUGGACUCCAUGCUCAAGGACAUGGCCACCAUCAUCCUCAGCACCUUCCUGCUGGUCGGCUGGGUGGCCUUCAUCAUCACCUUCCCCUUGAGCAUGCAUCAACAGCGGCAGCUCCAGCGCCAGCAGUUCCAGAAGGAACUGGAGAAAAUCCAGCUCCUGCACCAGCAGCAGCUGCCCUUCCCCCCACCUGGGGACGCCACUCAGGACGGCGAGUUCCUGGACACGUCUGGCGCGUACUCGGAGAGCUCGGGCACCAGCAGCCCCAGCACGUCUCCCAGAGCCUCCAACCACUCGCUCUGCUCCGGCAGCUCUGCAUCCAGGGCUGGCACCAGCCCCUUCCUGGAGCAGGACGACGAGGAUGAGGAAACCAGCGUGGUGAUGGUUGGGAAGAUUUCAUUCUGUCCUAAGGACGUGCUGGGCCAUGGAGCUGAGGGCACAAUCGUGUACCGGGGCAUGUUUGACAACCGAGACGUGGCUGUGAAAAGAAUCCUCCCCGAGUGCUUCAGCUUCGCAGACCGAGAGGUGCAGCUGCUGCGAGAGUCGGACGAGCACCCGAACGUGAUCCGCUACUUCUGCACAGAGCGUGACCGCCAGUUCCAGUACAUCGCCAUAGAGCUGUGCGCGGCCACCCUGCAAGAGUAUGUGGAGCAGAAGGACUUUGCCCACCUCGGCCUGGAGCCCAUCACCUUGCUGCAGCAGACCACCUCGGGCCUGGCCCACCUCCACUCCCUCAACAUCGUUCACAGAGACCUGAAGCCCCACAACAUCCUCCUCUCUAUGCCCAACGCACACGGCAGGAUCAAGGCCAUGAUCUCCGACUUUGGCCUCUGCAAGAAGCUGGCGGUGGGCAGGCACAGCUUCAGCCGCCGUUCUGGGGUGCCUGGCACGGAAGGCUGGAUUGCUCCCGAGAUGCUGAGUGAAGACUGCAAGGACAACCCUACCUACACGGUGGACAUCUUCUCUGCAGGCUGCGUCUUCUACUAUGUGAUCUCUGAGGGCAGCCACCCUUUCGGCAAGUCCCUGCAGCGGCAGGCCAACAUCCUCCUGGGCGCCUACAGCCUCGACUGCUUCCACCCCGAGAAGCAUGAAGAUGUUGUUGCACGUGAACUAAUAGAGAAAAUGAUCGCAAUGGAUCCGCAGAAACGCCCCUCGGCGAAGCACGUUCUGAAACAUCCGUUCUUCUGGAGCCUGGAGAAGCAGCUCCAGUUCUUUCAGGACGUGAGCGACCGGAUAGAGAAGGAGCCGCUGCACGGCCCGAUAGUGAAGCAGCUGGAGCGCGGCGGCAGAGCCGUGGUGAAGCUAGACUGGCGGGAGAACAUCACCGUCCCCCUCCAGACAGAUCUGCGUAAAUUCAGAACCUAUAAGGGCGGCUCUGUCAGGGACCUCCUCCGCGCCAUGAGAAAUAAGAAGCACCACUACCGGGAGCUCCCCGAGGAGGUGCGGGAGACGCUGGGCUCCCUCCCGGACGACUUCGUGUGCUACUUCACGUCGCGCUUCCCCCACCUCCUCUCGCACACCUACCGGGCCAUGGAGCUGUGCAGCCACGAGAGACUCUUCCAGCCCUACUACUCCCAGGAGCCCCUGGAACCCCAGCCCCCCGUGACCCCAGACACCCACUGAGCCAGGGCGGCCCCAGCUGUGACCGAGGGCCUGGUCGCCACAGUCCAGAGCUUGGCUCCUCCCGGCUUCACAGGGAGACCAGGCUUCCCAAACCAAGUGCCUUGAGCUGCCCGCUCUGCAGCCAGCAGAGGAUAACGCUGACCCCAGGAGGAGGGAGAGGCGGCCCCUCGUGGCCUGCAGGGAGCUGGGAAGGUGUCGCCCUGGAAGGCUCAGUCGGGCGCCUGCCAAGGAUGGUCCCAGAGACAGCGAGAGGAGUACCUGCCGACCUCCUUCUGGAUAAACUUGCUUCAGACUUAACAUUUCUUUUUAAAAUCCCUGCUUGAUGUCAGUCAGGGGGCCUUUUGGGAAGGGAGAGGAGGGAAUCCUAAGUUCUGCCUGCGUGCUCGGACCAGCAGUGCAGCCUCUGCUAGAAGCAGGACUUGGGGGGCGAGGGGUGCGGGAAGGAGAAAGGUGUCCCAAGGGUGUGGUGCUGGGGUAGGAGGUGCCUCACUGAUCACAGAUGUGCCCCAGGUCGCCCAGGGUACUGGUAACCAGUGUUUCCGCAGAGGCAGCGAGAGCCGUGAGCUUGGGCUGUGACGUCAGGGACAGGUCAGCGGUGCGUGCUGCAGAGGAGGUCAUGUCUGCAGGGCUCUCAGGAACGAAGAGGAUGCUCUGCUCUGGAGGCCGUGGUGGCCCAGCGUGUUGGUGGCCUGAACAGUGGCCUUUGCAUCGUCCUGGGCCGGUUGGGGGCGUUCAGGAACAUUUGGGGCAAGAAGUGAAGCAUUCCCUGGCCAUGGAGGAGGGCAGCUAAGACCCAUACAGGGACAGGCCUUCAGGACCGGGGGGAGCAGCCGAGUGGGACCCUCCAGCUGCCUGGAGAGAGCCCUGAGCCAGAUGUGGGUGCCGAGGCUCCUCUGUCCCUUAGGCCGGCAGAACAGGGGACACGUGGUCAGUCAGGGCAGGGGGCAGGAAGCCAAGGCCAAGGUCACUGUGUGCUUCAUGGGCCAGCUUUUUGUUUUUCUUGGCAGAUUUUAAUAACUAUAUUUUGAUCAUACUGUAGAAUGCUACAAUCAGCAUAAGUAAGCUAUAGUUGAAGCUUACUCGCGAAGAAGAAAAGCAAGAUACAGUACAUCUUCUAUCUUGUGUGGUACCAAAAAUCGCCAUCCCCUCAAAAAAGUGUUCAUGUUUAGAACAUUCUCUAAUGCUGAAGAGUAAAACAUUAUAGCAACACUAUGUAAAUGUAUUAAGCAAUGUCAGAGUAAUAAUCUCUAAAUUAUGUUGGUACCAUGUUAUUUUUUUCCCUAAAAUUAAUAUAAUUUUUAACUUUAGUUUGAGUGAAAAAUUCCUCUGUCUUUUCUCUCCCAAGAGCCUUAGAGGUUAAAAUGCAAUCAGGGUACCACGUAAGGAGACGCUGUCUGUGUCCUUCCUCCCGCCGGGGAGGGGUCAUUGAGGUUCGGUCCCGCCGCAAACUCAGAGACUCCAUUCAGUAUUAAGAAUGGAAUUGUCGGAUUUUACUCACUGACAGAGAAAUCACUGUUUCUUCUUCUUGUAAGAUGUUUUCUGCUUGUGUGUGUGUCAGAGCCACUCAGCAAAAGCUCUUUCUCUGCCUUUGCAGAAUGCCUACAUCCUUAAACCUCAUCCGUUACCUCAUGCAGCCUUGGAACCUCGGCCCCCCGGGGUGGCAUCCUUGGCGUCCUGCAGGCCGUCCGUGUCUCAGAACAUGCCAGACUGUGUUUUCUCCUCUGGUGCCCGCGCCAGGGCCUGCCUGGGACAGCGCUGUCCCCACGGCUGCAGGGAGCUUUGCCGCGGGCUGGGUGGCAGUGGCCCGAGAGAGAAUCCAAAGGCAGAGAAGGUGCCUGGAGCGAUUUAACAGGACUGCCUCGGGGACUGCCCCUCACCUUGGGGGUACCCAGGUGAUUCCUAGUGGCCCAGUUUUGUCUCAUCUUCAUUUUAGCCUGACUUGCCUCGAAACAACUUUUUCAAAUGCCCUUUAUUCGAGCACUUACUCUGUGGAGCUAGGCAGGAGCCCAGUUACUCGUCAGGCCCCCAGGUGAUUGUCGGAAGAGGUCUCGUGGGGGCAGCCUCUGGCGUAGCCAGCCCCAGCUCUAGAACUCUGGUUUCUGUGGCGCUCGGCGGGUCGUCGUGUGGCUUCAGGCGGGGACAGCUCUGCAGCACUGCCCGUUGUGUUGCAGCUGAGCUGUUGGAUUCUGCAAUUCCUGGGGGGCUGUUUCACUCUUUAGAAGUACUGUACACUGUCUUCAUCUUUAAGUGCAACUUAGUUACAUCUGUUAGGGAUCCAAAAGACGCUCUAAUUUAUUUAAAUUGUGUCUUAAAGCUGCCAUUGAACCUCUCUCUGGCACACGUGCCAGAAUUUCUCUUAUUGCUUCUUGAGUCUUUUGAAUUUCAGUUUUUGAAGGGCUCCACGUGUCAUUAGACACCAAAGCAUUUGCACUUUGGGGAGCAUUGGUAUUACUUGGUAAGUCCUUCAGCCAUCCAGUGGCUGAAAUAUGCAAUCCUGGGUGCAAACAUGUCCCCUCCCUCCCUGCUUGCUGUCACUGCAAGAGUUGCCAGAGGUUCUUUCCAAUGGGUCGUCACUCUGAUCAGUUACAGGUAGAUGUUGUUUUGGAAGAUCGAGAGGUUAGUGGAUCCGGCAAAGUAUUCCCACCAAUUCCAGGAGAAAGGUCCUUAUCAGAGGUGACCCUGAUCCUUUGGUGAGGUUUUGUGUGAUUCUGUCAUCAUUGGCGAUUCUUUCUUGCUGCGGUAAAAGAUCCACUGGCUGCGGAUCUAACCUCUCGACAGACACGGGGGCUUUGGGUUGUAGGACUUUGUCCUCUUGGCUCCUUUCUUUCUGGAAGUUGGACUUUGGCCAGGUUUGGUUCUCCCAAGACUGUCCCAUUCUCCAUCUGUUCGUUGGACCCUCAGCCUGGGAAGGUGGCUGGCGCUGCUUUUGCAGCCUCUGUGCUGGGGGAGAAAACUCAGCCUCUCAGUCUCCUCUUAGCUUCCUCUCUCUGCUGCUUUGGCUUCUGAAAUUGCUUCUCUUUGUGUCUCCCACCAUGUCUUUUCCUUGCUCUUUCUUUUGCCAUCCUGGUGUAGUCGUUCCAGUUGACUGUGGCCUGGCACUGGCUUCCGGAAGAAGGUCCUCAGGUGUCCUAUCCGGGCUGGCAGAAAUUCUGCCUUCCUGGGUUGGGCCAUUAUCUUACACCAAAGUAUCUACUGUCAUCCUCUGCUUUUUCUUUAUGAAACAGUGAUUUCUCCUGAGUAACUCUGCUUCUGACUUGUGAAUUGGCACUUACGUCCUUUCUGUAUCCAGUGGAAAACCACAACGAUCGCAUCUGCAAUGAGCCUUGCCCUGGCGCAGCCUUAACCGACACUUUCAGCCAAAGCCCCCACCUACUCGCCCCUCCACGUGCUCUGCGAUUGGCGGAUACAGUAUUCCUUUUCAGUGUCCCUAAAGCUGUGACGGGGGAGUCCCCACUUACCUAGAAAGCAUUACCAGUCAACCACGUGGCAUUCUCAGAGGCAAACCUUGUGUAGUGUUCUUUCUGCAAUGACCUAUUUAUUUAACCUAUUUAUAUUUAUUUAAUUUUUACUCUGAACUGUAUCCCAUUACAAUUGCACUUGCUUAAAGCACAUCAGAUUUGUUUUGGACAACACCCCUGACCAUUUUAAAACUGGAAAAGGAAAAGUUAUACUGUAUCCUUCCGUGGGAUGGACGCUUUACAGUAGUCUUGUCUUUAAAGGGUGAAUAAUUUGGUCGGGAUAAAAUGUUAAUUUUUAGGUGAUUCUUAAAAAAAUAUUCUGUGCCAUUGUGUCUUCUCUGUGGAUGGUUGUCUCAUUGGUAUAUGUUAAUUGUAUGAUACAAUCCUCUUUGUGGAACCCCAAAUCCUCUUUUUAGCUUUAUAUUUUAUAAACUGCCAGAUUGUACAACUUUUAUGUGUAUUUUUAAAGCUUGAUGUGAGGGUCAUUAUCUAAGUUAAACAGCCUAUUUUUGUACCUCCUGUACAGUUUUAUAAUUCUGCUGAUUGAUGGCAUCUUAUGUUGAGCCAACCACAAUAAAGGUAGUUUUAGAUUUGGGA
Messenger RNA from Lemur catta (Ring-tailed lemur), 7142 nucleotides. RefSeq names its product endoplasmic reticulum to nucleus signaling 1 (gene ERN1). NCBI's taxonomy places the organism in Eukaryota, Metazoa, Chordata, Mammalia, Primates, Lemuridae. The record is from RefSeq and is a predicted model, not a curated record. Gene Ontology annotation, cellular component: IRE1-TRAF2-ASK1 complex. The transcript is spliced from 22 exons. Gene Ontology annotation, molecular function: RNA endonuclease activity; ATP binding; protein serine/threonine kinase activity. Bases 160 to 3087 code for a protein of 975 amino acids. Gene Ontology annotation, biological process: protein phosphorylation; IRE1-mediated unfolded protein response; mRNA processing.